Molecule: messenger RNA, 4484 nt
Organism: Gadus morhua (Atlantic cod)
Lineage: Eukaryota; Metazoa; Chordata; Actinopteri; Gadiformes; Gadidae
Product: zinc finger protein aebp2
Exons: 9
Coding region: 185-1621 (478 amino acids)
Biological process (GO): regulation of transcription by RNA polymerase II
Cellular component (GO): ESC/E(Z) complex
Source: RefSeq, a predicted model, not a curated record
AGUAUGCAUAGUGGACAGUUCUGCCAGAUUGGGCCAGAUUUACCUUCCAGCCCGCUGCAGUAAUGGUUGUCAGAUUGGGCGGGAUAUCUGGCCCAAUCUGGCAACGGUGGCAGUAGACGCUGUAGUCGGAAUUUUAAUAGCAAAACCAGCCCAGGGGUGUGUAGUGUGUAGCUGUCCUUCUGAAAUGGCUACUACCGCGUCGGAAGUAACGCAAGUACAGCGCGAAAAGGGGGAUGAGACGAACCGAAAGCACGGAGGAGAGAGCCGGGGAGAAGACAUGACCGGGGACCGAGCGGAAUCGAAAAUGGAGCAACCGGGUGACAAUGUUGAACCUAAAAUGGAAGAUGCAGACGCUGGACGAACAGGCGAGAAACCUGCUGCAGCACCGGAGGAGGCCGUGGCCCGGGCUCGGCUGACAGAUGAUGCUGCAGCCGCCGCACACGAUGAGGAGAAAGCCGAGGGUCCGGAGAAGUCGACCCCUGGAGACGGCGGGGGGUCUCCUCCGAGCGACAAGCAAACGGUGGAACCAAGUCAAAUCAAGGAAGAGCAAAGGGAGGUCAGCCAGGCUCCAGAGACGAUGAAGAGCGAGAUUGGUAAAGCGGCGUGUGAGGAUGGCGAUAAGAACAGCGGCGGUGGAGGAGGAGGAGGAGGAGGAGGAGGAGGCGGGGAGCUGAGUGACAAGAGGCGGACCAGCGUGGAGAUUUCGUCCUCGGACGGGGAGCCCCUGAGCCGGAUGGAUUCUGAAGACAGUAUCAGCAGCACCCUGAUGGAGAUGGAGAGCACGGUGUCAAGCGGCCGCUCCACCCCCGCGAUGAUGAACGGCCAGGGCAGCGCCGGGAUUUCAACGGUGUCCAAGGCGGCCUAUCCGUGCUGCUGGGACCUGUGCUCCGAGUGCUUCAACUCAAGCCCGGACCUGGCCGAACAUAUCCGAUGCCUUCAUGUGGACGCGCAGCAAGGAGGGGUGUUUGUGUGUCUUUGGAAGGGGUGUAAGGUGUACAACACUCCCUCCACCAGUCAGAGCUGGCUCCACAGACACAUGCUGACCCACAGCGGGGACAAGCCCUUCAAGUGUGUGGUGGGGGGCUGCACGGCCAGCUUCUCGUCCCAGGGGGGGCUGGCGCGCCACGUGCCCAGCCACUUCAGCCAGCAGAGCGCCGCUCGGCUGGCCAGCCAGGCUCGGCUGAAGGAGGAGUCGCCCUCCAAGGCCAGCCUGAACCGCAGGAAGAAGCUCAAGAACAAACGCCGGCGCGCCCUACUCUGUCAAUCUGUCCCUCCAGCGAGGCCGUACGACUUCUUCGACGCCCAGUCGAUGGACGCCAUCCGCCACCGCGCCAUCUGCCUCAACCUCGCCACGCACAUCGAGAGCGUGGGCAACGGCCACAGCGUGGUCUUCCACAGCACGGUUCUGGCCAGGAGAAAGGAAGGUUCUGGAAAGGUGAAAGUCCUACUGCACUGGACACCUGAGGACAUACUCCCAGACACGUGGGUCAAUGAGACAGAGCGGUCCCAGCUGAAGACCAAGGUGGUGCACCUGUCCCAGCUCCCCGCGGACACCGCCAUGCUGCUGGACCCCAACCUCUACAGAGGCCUGCCCCAGAAGCGACUCAAACAAAGCCUGUGAGGCAUCUCUUCUCUCGAGGACUAUGGACGUCAGAGAAUCAGGUCCUUUUCGUGUUUUGCUGAGUGCAAGGUUAAGGACGAACAGACGUUUCCUUGAUGGCCAUCUUCUACACUCUUGUGUUUGUUAAUACUUUGUACACGUUUUACUGUGGUUUGAGACGGAACAUUUGAUUUGAAGGUUGUGAUUUUAGCUGAUAAAAUACUAUAAAGCUUCAUACAGUUCACUGUAAUAUAUAUAUAUAUAUAUAUAUAAAUAUAUAUAUAUAUAUACACACAAUAUAUGCUAUACUAAUAUUAGUAUAAUAUUACAUUUUGUGUCAUAAUAUAAAAUCAUCCGCAGAUCAUGGUUACAUGUAAAUAUUUCUGCAGAUUUUACUUAUUUUUUUACCAUGAAAUUGUCGUCCAUCGUUGACUUUGUAACUUAUGUGAUCAUCUCUCAAGCUUCGUAAUUUACCUGCCAAGUAUUAUUUAUGGUCAUUCUGACGCAGAAGUGAAGUUGUGUUGACAUUGUCGUCGGGGGAUACACUACCGAUGAGCCCAGAACCGGUCCGAUCCGGUGUUAGCCGUACUGUAGAUGGACGGGAGCCGGUCUUUAAUAACCAAGUGUCUUACAUCACCUGUGGUGCUCACACGGGACACGGCACGUGGACAGGACAUUUCCAGCAACCGUGGGACAAUUGGACAUUUGACCUUUGACCUUACCACCGUGUCGGUGAACACCUCUCCGUCCAACUGCCGUGAGGGUGCACUGGUCACCAUGACGAUGUGAACAACCCCCCCCCCCCCUCCCAUGUUUCAAUCUACAGUGCUGGUGAACACUGUUAAAAUAUGUGUGGUUUUGUACUGUAAGUUGCCCCUCUGAUGGAAGGGGGGGUUUCCUCUCUUUUUGUUAUAAAAUGACAAAGUAUGAUGUUUUGUUUUGAGUUAAUGUUAUUUCAGAGGUCUUCAGACCUUGCGUUAACUGUGACCGGCUAGGUUCUUUAGCUUACCUACCUAGCUCGCUUACCUUAGCCUUAUCAUCUGCUAAAGGAUCAGUAGUGGGGGGGUCCAUGCUAAGGAAGAGCUAAAUAGCAUAGCAUCGUUAGCCCUACCCUAACCAUUAGCAACUCACGCACACAAUGUACAAACUCACACAAACAAACCCACAACGGGCUCCAUGGGUUAAUGAAAGCUUUGAGGUGUCUCCAACUGUUUGUGUUUCACUCACACACUUCACCCUCUUAGAAUCCUUGCCCGUCAAAACAAGCCGCCGUGUUCUCGAUCCCGCAACAUUGCCUCAAAUCUAGAAACGGUAUGGUAGGACUACGACGUGUGCUACUAUCCGAACUUCACAGGGUCCCUAUCCAUGUGAAUUGCUUUAAAGGUCCAAACGGCGCCUUUUCACAACGCCUUCUGAAAUGAAGUGUAUUUGCCUUGCUGUUUGUAUACCUCAUUGUUAAAACGUCAUCUUCUAAUGCAUGCUCCCUGUGUAAAAUGGCAGCGGCGUCUCGAUGUCUUUGGGAUUCUGCGUCGCCGGACUUUGAUGUGCUGCUUCUCGCGCUGUGUUUCUUUGAAGUCUCCCCUUUUGCGUAGAGUACCAUCUGUCCAUCGAGUCCCCGAGAGACUCGUUUUCUCUUUCCUAUUCCGCUGGAUGUUGUAAAUGAAAGCCGGGGCUACGGUGGAACGGGAGCCAUGUCCAGACCGUGACCUCAGCCGCGGUGACAUCAUUUAAAGCAAAACAAGAAGUGUUGAAUAGAGAGUGUGCAGAAUCACAUUGAGGUCACUACACACACUAGCAGAAUCAGCCCUGGGCGUGUGUCCUCGGACUGUCCCUCCAUCGGGCCAGCGUGGAAUCACUAACCUGACAAUUAAUCAACUAAUAGUUAAUACCGCUUCAAACAGGAGUUAUUGUGGGGGCGGGUCUGACCGUGAACCGGGUUAACCAGACCUGUAUCCCCAUGGUUUUUCUUUUACUUGCAAACCUGUGCUAAGUGUCGCUGCCUUUGUUUCAAACCUACUGUCCUGUACGGCUUCACUGUCCAUGAAGGCACAGACGGCAAUAAAAAAAGAUAUGAAUGAAAGUAUGGUUGGUUGUGCCCUUACCUCGAAUUGAAUCUCCUGUGACUUUGUAUUGCUGAGGCAUCAGAGCAUCCACCUCCCCUCCGGCGGUCAGUGUGUCUCCUCGCUCCGUUCCCCAUUCUGCCUCGAUGCUUCCGACCGGUUUUGUUCUCUCCUCCUCGCUCUCCGGCUCCCUCAGUAGCCCCCCCCCCGCUCUGCUCUCUAUGGUGUUCUUGCUCUCAUGUCUGAGCCGCUCAUUCCUCCACUCCUUUGGCCGGUUCCCCCACUACUGUCUCCCUGAGCCAUGGAGGCGUCGAGGCAGGCAGACACAAUAGCCUGAUGCUCCAGCUCCUUAACUUCAAUUGACUUUUUCAUGAGUUUCUUCCAAGAGUUUCUUUACAUCCCCCUCAGGCCUCUCAGGCCACAGAAAAGCCAGGUAUUAUGCAUACCAUAUACUCGCACCAAACAGGGGGAAGCUGCUUUCAGCUACCAUGCAGUCCAGAUUUGGAACAAACUCCCUGAUCACGUUAGGAAUGCUCCAACCAUUGCCAAUUUUAAAACCCAAUUGAAGACCACCCUCUUCUCCAUGGCAUUUUCCUGUUUUUAAUUAAUUUUAUGCAUUAUUUUUAACCCCCUUUUUAUCUUGUAUUACUACUAUUGCGAUAUGCUUUCAACUUGUACUAUUACUGUGAUAUGUUUUAUACGUGUGAUAUGUUUCUUACUUGUGUACUUCUAUUUGAGGUAAUGCCUUAGCUGUGUAAAGCACAUUGUGUCUACCUGGAGUAUGAAAUGCGCUAUAUAAAUAAAUUGCCUUGCCUUGCCUUGCC